Messenger RNA from Bicyclus anynana (squinting bush brown), 2708 nucleotides. RefSeq names its product pro-cathepsin H. Lineage: Eukaryota; Metazoa; Arthropoda; Insecta; Lepidoptera; Nymphalidae. The record is from RefSeq and is a predicted model, not a curated record. Gene Ontology annotation, cellular component: lysosome. Bases 39 to 1646 code for a protein of 535 amino acids. Gene Ontology annotation, molecular function: cysteine-type endopeptidase activity. The transcript has 13 exons.
UAGUAGACUUUUUAUAUUUUAGUUCCCCAUUAGCCAUUAUGGCUUCACUUUAUUUAAUUUUAGUUUUAGUGUCAGCGUUAGAUCCUGGCUUUUCCUAUGUUUUGGACGACGAGCCGAAAACAUUGAAAUUGCCGACGGAGUACCACUUCAUGGGCGAUGAGACAAACAUACUGGCUGGGGUCAUUAAACCUUUCGAGAUAUGGUACAACGGGAACAAGUCUCGCGUGGACUACUACGGCGGCACGGUCAAGCACUACUACGUCGGUGAAACCGAAUAUUUAUAUGGAAAACAGUUCACUAUUUACCCAAAAACGGACGAACAAGUGACCAACGAGUAUGUGUGCACAGAGGAAGAUUUAGACGGGGAGGCAAUAAACUUUUUGCCCACAGUCGACGGUUUCACAUAUGAAGGUCAAGUGACUUACAAUGACAAAGUUGUGGAUGUCUGGAAGUAUUUGGACGCUGAUAUUGAAAAGAAGACAGAGAAAACACUGUACGUUAUACCGCAUAAGGAUGGGUUCGACGUCCCCGUGUUUCGGGAGAGCAAGUCAAGCAACCUGUGGCUCGGCACGCUGUCGGGGCACGAAGUCUGGCGGUACUACGACUACUCUACCCCGCAACUACAACAACUGGAUUAUAGUCUAGAGCAAGCUUGCAAUGGGUCUGCAGUGACACUUUUAGAUGCCUCUGAUGAAACACCCGUACAGCUUGUGUCUCCAGAGAUUGAUGAAGCUUUCAGCAGUUAUGUUGAUCGUCACAACAAAAAGUACAGAAACAAUGAACAAGAAAACCGAAAGGAAAUCUUUAAGGAGAAUUGGAGACGUGUCAUGGAGCACAACAAAAAGAACCUGAGCUACAAGAUGACGGUAAACAAGUUCUCUGACUGGACUGAUGAUGAGCUGGCCAGCCUGAGAGCCACCAGACCCUCAACCCAGCACAUUGGGUCGGUGCCCUUCCCGCACACUGAUGAGGAGGUGGAUAAACUGGUCGAGGAGUUGCCCAAGUAUUACGAUAUGAGGAUCGAGGGUUUCAUCACUAGUGUCAAAAAUCAGGCCUCGUGCGGCUCCUGCUGGGCGUUCUCCAGCACGGCAGCCGUAGAGGGCGCUCUGGCACGCAGCAACGGUGGCAGGAACCUGGACCUGUCGGAGCAGUCUAUGGUCGACUGUGCUUGGGGUUUCCAGAAUACGGGCUGCGCGGGAGGAACUGUGGAGGGCGCCUACAAAUACAUUUUGAGACACGGACUGCCGACGCAGAUGGAAUACGGAUUAUAUCUGGAUGAGGUGGGUAAAUGCAAACUAGACAACAUGACGGAGUUCUACAACAUCAAAGGUUUCGCCGCCGUGCCCCGCCUCAGUGUCAACGCCAUGAAGGUGGCGCUGUACAAGUACGGGCCCGUCACUGUCGCCAUCAACGCUAACAAUGCUGUCAUGAAGUACAACAACGGGAUCUUCUUCGAUCCUACUUGUAACAACGAGCCUGCUAACCACGGCGUGACAGUGGUGGGCUAUGGGCAGCGCGAAGGCGUCGACUACUGGAUCGUGAAGAACUCGUGGGGCGAGGACUGGGGACAGGACGGGUACAUCCUGUUCUCCGCCACCGACAACAACUGCCACUUACUGGAGGACGCCUACUACCCCGUAGUCUAGUCAUCUCCUCCUCUAGCUUUGUUCGCGUCUACUAACUUUGUACUCUGAAGUUACAAAUCCAUUAGAGUAGGUAAAUCCUGUCUGAGAAAAAUCCUGGACCGCCAUACUUAAAAUACUUAGUAAACCUCCAUGUAUAUAAGCUCCUUAAGUAACAUUGUAUAGCUUCUAAGCGCACAGUAAGCAGCACCAUUACUAAGUAUACGACAUUUAUUUUGCGUAUGCUGCACCUGUAGUAAGUAGUAAUUUGUAGGCUCCUUACGAAAGUAGCUCAUUUGAGUAAUUAAUUUUUCUCCGUGUAUCAACUCUGAGGUUUCCGUUAGAGCGUUCUCUUCUUGUUUUGAUUGCUGCGUUCAUCGUUAGCCUGUGGAUUUCUUCUCACCGAGUUGAAUAAAUUUUUCCGUCUAUUCAUUUGCAGCAACUUCAGUCUUACAAAGUUAUCUAAUGCGAACUGUAUGUUCAUAUGUAAGCAGUGGCAGCUCUAGCGACUCCAAAGUCCCAGAAAGGAGAAAUGAGCCCUUCUUUUUUGCGUACGAGUGUCGAAAUAACUGGUUUUACAGACAAUCUGCCGAUAUCCAAACUUGAAAAAUGGAGACCAAAAAAGAUUUGUCUUUAGCAAAGUAAAUAUGGUCAAUAGUAAUAUCCAGCCAUCGACUAUCUAAUGACAAUGUUUAUUUCUAAUGUCGACACUCACCUUAGAAACCCUCGCUAACGCUGCUGCUGACUACAGAUGAUAUUAAAUACUCGUAGAAUAAGGAAAAGGGGAAAAUAACGCAUCUUUUAAUAUACUGAAAGCAUUAGCCUGACCAGAAAAAUUAAAAAAUACGCCAAGUUGCAGCAUUCUCAUUUAACCAAUAUCUUUUAGUAAGAACUAAGUCUCUAUAAUUGUGAUUGUGCUGUAUAAUGUUGUAAAAAUGAUAAGUAACAAGGUUUUUUAAUAUUUCUAGUCAGAUUUCCAGACGAAACUUGGUUAUGUCAAAUGGAUACUGAUUUUAUGUAAUAAUUGAUAAAUUUAUGUAAAUAUUGUAAAUACUUAGCGUAAAUAAAUUCCACACGUGUAGUCUA